CAAAAACUUGACACGCUAAAACACAACACCUAACAAUGGCCAAGUGUAACCAAUGAAAGGGACUGCAGUAUAGUGGCACAAGUAAUAAAUAUGGAAUCCACGGGUCUCUAGAGUUACUAUUACUCAGCUUCAGUUCAUUAUCUAGCAAACUAGAUUAAGGAGUGAUUUACUAAACUACUCUACUAACUACUCUACUAAUUACAAGUUGGGAACUCACUUUGGUAUGAUUCCCCCUAGCUCCUCAAUUAGGUCCAAGUUGCAAUUACCUUUGGUUGAUCUACUGUUGAUUAAACUGCGGAAGAUCCUAAAUUAGCUUGGAAUCUCUUAAGCUGACCAAGCCCUCUCAGACAGAAUACCCGGCAGGCGACUAGCCUUCACCGAGAUAGACUGCUAAGGCGAUUCACACAGAUCUCCACUAGUGGAAUGAAUUCCAGUACAAAGCAGUGAAUUGAUUGACUCUCGCACAACCAAUUCACCACUAUCAAUCAAGGAAGCUCUCUUAACCUAAUCAGAUUCUAUCUAUCAUAGGUUAAAGCAGAAAUCAAGAGAAUUUGAUCAAGAUUCAAUUGACUCAAUAAAUCAUGCUUCAAUCGAUUAUAAUCAAACAAUAUAGCAUCCAAAACUUCAUACAAGAAAGAUCCUAACUCGUGGAACUAGGGUUCCUCAAAACCUAAGUGAAGGGAAGUUACUCCAUAGAGAAGAGAGAGACUGCAGAAAUCUGAUCUAGAUCUUCAAUCUCCAUCUCCAAGCUUGAUUCCCGAGCUCCAAUGGCGAAGAAAUCCUCCAAAAUAGCUCCAAGAAUGUUCCCAAGUCGCUCUCUCUCUCUAAGGUUCGUCCCUUGGGUGUUUGGGAUCCAAAACCCAGCUCUCCCCCUUUCCUUUUGCUGAAAAUCGGGUUUUAAACAGCAAUUCCCGACUCACACGGCCAGGCCACACGGCCGUGUGGCUUUCCCAGAUGCCCGUGUGAAGGCUCGGUGAUUUCCACACGGCCACAUGGCCAGGUCACACGGCCGUGUGGGUUGUGCCCGUGUGGCUUGCUCAGCCUCUGUUUAAUGCUUCGUUUCUCCCUCGUCCGGACUCCGAAUCAGUCGCCGUUUGAUCCCAGACGCUCGUAGUCUCGUGCUCUUUCUUUUCAUGACAAGCUUGCAUAAUUCUUUGUCCAUAAAGUAAGGUAGAAAUCCAUUCUUCUUCAGGUCAUACCCGAGUUUCUUCUCCCGAAUCGUCAAUUGAUCUCAGAUUGACUUGAAACUUGCGCCUAUGCUUCACUUUAUGUGCUAGGACCUGAAAUGUGACAAAGGAACACAACCUAGCGUAAAAUAUGCCAAAGACACGAUAAUUCAAGCUCAAACAAUCAAGAAACAAAGGGGAAAACAUGUGCAAAUACCGAGUCAUCAGCAGGCUAAGUAGCAUAUGAUGGAGGUGGGCGGCGCUGAGAGGGACUAGCUCCUGAGGCUCCAGGUUUGGCGAAAGCACUCCCCUCAAGAAUGCGAUCCUGCAAAACUCGACAAUCGGGGAUGAUAUGACCCGAUUUCUUACAAUAAACACAAAUUUUUAUGUUUUCGACUAUAUUUCUAGAUAUGUCCCUUGACUCGGAAGAAAUGGCAUUCAACAGUCCCAGACGGGAUGCGCCAGUGAAACUGAGGACGCUGGGCAGCAAAGGCGUCGCCGGCAGGUCCAUCAUCGGAGGCAGUAGCAGCUGGGCGGGGGAUUGGAGGCUCAGAAUGCGACUACGCUGGUGGAGACCUGCCUUUGAUGUGUCCUGUAGCAAUGAACGCGACCUCGCCACUGCCUGGGAGAGCAUCCAGCGAGGCCUGUGUACGAAUUCGGGUCUCCUCCCGAAUCAAGGCCCCCAACACAUCCGCAAUCUUCAAGUCGUCGCGGUUAAGGAGAGUGGCUCAGACUGGUUCAAAUGAGGGAUUGAGCCACGCCAUAAACUAAAGUAGACGAUGAUCAAGAGCGGCGCGUACCUCGGCGGAAGGUGCGGGUGUCAUCAAGGAAUAAGCGACGAGAUCCUGCUCGUUCCACAGCUGGCGGGCAGCAUUGUAAUAGCUUGCAAUAUCCUUGUCGCCUUGAUGUAAGGCAGCUAACUCCACUUCAAUUUCAAACUGGCGAGCUGCACUAACAGUGGCAUAAGUCUCUGCAAGGUACUUCCACAUGGUUGUUGCAGUCGGCAACAUACGUAGACCAAGACAAUUGUGGGAUCGACGGAAUUGAGGAGCGUUGAUUUCACCUUUGCGUCACUAGACACCCAGGACGAAAUUUCUUGAGCUGAUGCGGGUGGAACAAUCGGCUUUUGGGAGGAUCCAUCAAGCCAACCGAUCAAUCCCUUCCCUUCGAUGAAGAUAUGAAGCUGGAAUUCCCAAAGAGCGUAAUUUUUUUAUUUGAGACGUGCAGAGAUGUGAUCGGAAUCCAUAGCGGUAGGCUCUGAUACCAUGUAAAUCGAAAUAGAACUGAUACGGAUUAGAAACGAAGUCGACAUAGAGAUUUAUGUGGUUUCCUCAUUCAGGAUGAACGAGACAAGUCCACGGCCGAAGCGAUUAGGUUUUUGUUAUUAAUUCCUCACGUCGGCAGCCCUCAUUACAUUCAUAUAUAUAGGGUUCCCAUCUAAACCCUAUGUUACAUCCCAUACACAUGUACAAAAGUGGGCUUCUUAAUCAAGGCCCAUAAUCACUCAACAUUGCUCGAUUCCCAGAAAUCGCAACCUUCGCCAAUAUGAGGAAGGCUAUGAGAGUUGAAAGGAGCGGAGGUUUUGGGAAGGGACAACAUGAUGGGAGAUUACAACGAUUGGAUUCGGCGAUUGAGAAGAAACAGAGUGGAGGAGAUGUCGGAUUCGCCAGAGGAAGAUAAGAGAGGGGAGAGACGGACUCGAGUCGGAAAAGUAAGGGAUAGUUACGGAAAAGAAUUAAAAAUAAUGAUGGAUUGUGAAAUAGCUUAUGGUCAUCAGCUAUUUCCAAAAUCCACAUUGAAGAGAUUUUAAAAUUCCUAAUCCUGAAACCUCUCAUCUAUCCAAACGAGGGACUGUUUUAAAAUACUUCAUAAUGAAAGAUUGUUUUAGAAUUUCUCACAAAUUUCUCACUACUAUUCUAUUCACUUUUUCAGGAAGAUUAUAGAGCAAGUGACAUAAUCUCAUUCGUACCAUCUCAAAUGCUUCACCUGGAUCAACUACUUGCUUGUUAUUCUUCAGGAAUCUGCUCAAAAGACUCUUCGAUUAACCCGAAGAGAAUAUAUCUUUUAAUAGAAGAACGAGACUUUUUCCUUCUUUAGUUUUCUAAGAAAAAAGGGGAGCAAUUUGGCAACGGCUUUACAUAAGACGACAGUGAAGAGUAAGAAAGGUUGGGCAGACCGAAGUUAGAUACAAAUGGAAGAGGAACUUAAGUAGUACAUAUGGCAACGUGGUUUUGGUUGUUUAGCAGUCAAUGGUGGAAAAUAAUAGGGCAUAGCAUCUAGUCGACCAAAGCUGAAGAUGAGAUGCAUUCCAGUCGGAGACGUUGAAUUUUGGGGCAUGGGACAAAUCGCCGCAAUUACGAGAACUCUAUUGACCUUUAUUUUAUUCCAAUCAAGGAAGGAGGCAUGUGUAAGACAAGUCGUUGGGAGGAACUAAUCAAAUAUGAGGAUGACA
This is a messenger RNA of Linum trigynum, 3618 nucleotides long. The record is from the annotation of a GenBank genome assembly. NCBI's taxonomy places the organism in Eukaryota, Viridiplantae, Streptophyta, Magnoliopsida, Malpighiales, Linaceae.